Oncorhynchus gorbuscha (pink salmon) is the source of this 2421-nucleotide messenger RNA. RefSeq names its product endoglin-like. The coding region runs from base 307 to 2031 and encodes 574 amino acids. Lineage: Eukaryota; Metazoa; Chordata; Actinopteri; Salmoniformes; Salmonidae. The record is from RefSeq and is a predicted model, not a curated record. The transcript has 14 exons.
CUCUGAUCAGUGGGAGUGGUCCUAAAGUAAAUCUGUGCUCGUCCGCCUGGCCACACUAGACAUUUUCUGAAAGUUUACAUGACUGACCGCUUCCCACGCGCUCCUGGAUUAGCCUACACCCGGCCAUUCUCCAUUCAUAUCUAACCUUUGACCUAUCAAGGCUGGAUUUGUGUGGUCACCCUUCUGGAGCAGAACCACUGUCACCACAGUCACAGCCGUGCUGCCAUUGGACACUGCUCUCACUGCCCAAGCACCUAGACACCGGCCAGUGCUUCUUUGAGACUCCCGCAGAUUGCUGACUUUGAGAUGGAGAGCAGCAACAUGUCGCGUUUACCUCUACUUCUACUCUGCCUUGCCAUCGCCACUUCAGCAUCCCAGCAGACCUGUGAGCCAGUGGCGGUCCCUGAAAACCAGAAUGCCUGGAUCAGGUUGAGAGAGAUGCUUCCAGGCUGCUGGACCAACUAUACCACUCAGGACAGCAAAGAAGUUCACAUCCUCAGCCUGCAUUACACUACUGAGGCUCCCAACAUGUUUACACUGAAUAUGACCGCUGCCCAGCCAAUGCACCUCAUCAUCACCACAGACUCAAAGCAGAUCAUAUACACUGAGGCCCAUGCUAACACGGAUGUCAGCAUUUACGUGGCAAAUGACUCCAAUAUGCAAAUCAUGGGUACAAUUGUGAACGUCCAGAAAAAAGCCUUUCCCACAGACAAUAAAGAUAUAGUGAGGUGGGCCGCCGAGAAGUUUGGUGGGGUGACGUCCUUCACCACCAUCCAGAACCCGAUGAGCAUCGCUUCCACAGGGAGAGAGGGAACAAGACUCCUUCCAACUGGCUCCAACAACUGUACUCUUGAAAACGAAUGGCAUGCGCUCAAGCACUAUCUGAAGUUAGAAUCAAACAUGCGUUUGCUCAAAUCCUGCUCGAACCAGCUUCCCCACAGCCACACUGAGAAAGAACUGUACAUCGUCAACAUCCCUGAGGAUGUCAGCAUUCGCCUUGUCUCUGUGCACGUCAUCAGUGAGAGGCAGAUCAGUCUGUUCCUAAGAGGACCUCAGGGUACCGUGUGGAGCAUCCAUGACCCAAAGCACACCAGCUUCAGUUCCAACAACGUGAUCCUGCUUGCUGCCACCAGCAUGAUGCAUAAGAUCCCUCCCACUAUCACCAUCUCCACAGACAGUGCUGCUGCUGUACAGAAGACGGCCUUGGACCAUUUCCGAGCCAGUACCAUCACCAGCUACUCUGAGAUCCGAACCGAGGGCACCAUGGUCACACUGGUCCUAGGGAAUAAGGACCACACUUCAGUCACAGAGGCUGCACCAACCGAGACAACUCCAUCGCCCCCCAGCCCGCCUCAGAUGCCUCUACUCAUGCAACUGUACACCUCUCCAGACUACCGCUCCCCUCUGGACCCCAACACCAAGGUGCAGAGCGACAAGAGGAUCUACGCAGAGAUCUCAGGGCGGACACUGGGGGAGAUUGUCCUGACCAUCAAGGUGAUUAACUGCUCGGUGCGCUCCAAGGGUUCUUGCCCGGUGGUGAGGGACAUGCCAUUCAGGCCAGAGGUAUGCUCCUCCACCGUGUGCCCCAACAGUACCAGGGUUAGCUUCUCCUUAGAGCUGCUCCAAGACCUGGCCUCCACUAGCUGGGACCUGGAGUGCUCCGUCAAACUCUGCUUCAGCGAGAAAUGUGGAGAUGGAGGAAGAGUGAAGAGGAACUUGGAGGUCACCCAGACAUACAUCCCGCCACCAAUGGCGUGUAUUGACUUUGGUCUGUCAGCCGUGCUGGGCAUUGCCUUUGGAGGUUUCCUGAUCGGAGUUCUGCUCAUUGGAGCUCUUUGGGUCAUCAAGAUCCGCACAGGAUACCCCACCGGACUGGAUGUAGGGUCGACUACUGCAAACCUCUCGAAAUGUCCUUGCUCUCUGACCAGCAAACGGCAACCUGUCUCCAACAACCCCUCCCCCUCUGAGAACAGUAGUGCCAACGCCAGCAUUGGCAGCACUCAGAGCACGCCAACAAGCAGCAUGGCAUGACACCAUCACCACCACCGUCUCCCCUCUCCGUCACACUGAGGGGGGCUCCAUGCUAUUUGGUCGCUCUUUCACAAUGCUUAAGAAAGCAUUACCCCCUCUCUUUAGUCACACCACAUCACGCAUCCUUUCUCACCAACCUGAGGGGGGUUAGGUCGGGUGGGGGGUGGGGGGGGGCAGCUGUAGUCUAGUCUAGGCUCCUAACACCCUCCUCUCCGGCCUCCCAGCAAACGAUCCAGACUGGAAGUCAGAGAGGGUGGAAAAAAAAGGCCCUGGCUCCCAGCAACAGGAAAAACAAAGCAUAUCCCCAAGAACUAACAGGAAAUUCACUGCAUUCUUUUCAAUGAAUUGUGCCUCUCUGUUGGCGGCACAAUAAGAAUCAGUCGGGGGGGG